Molecule: messenger RNA, 769 nt
Organism: Humulus lupulus (European hop)
Lineage: Eukaryota; Viridiplantae; Streptophyta; Magnoliopsida; Rosales; Cannabaceae
Product: U-box domain-containing protein 14-like
Exons: 3
Coding region: 1-519 (172 amino acids)
Biological process (GO): protein ubiquitination
Cellular component (GO): cytoplasm; nucleus
Molecular function (GO): ubiquitin-protein transferase activity
Source: RefSeq, a predicted model, not a curated record
AUGUUUUACUCAAUUUUCAAAAGAGCAAAAGAGAGAACAGAAUCACUUGACUCGCAGCUAGAUCAGGAUUUAAUCGUGGCCGACAAAGUAGAUGACCCUGACCCUGUAAUUCUGAAACGACUUACAAACAAGCUGCAUCUCAUGAUGAUCAAUGACCUUAAAAGAGAGUCAGUUGCUUUCCAUGAAAUGUUUAUCACAAAUGAUGAAGUUCCAGGGGACUCAUUUCAAAAGAUGCUGUCCUUGCUUAACAAGUUAAUGGAGUAUGUACUACUAGAGAACCCAACAAAUGAUGCCCCUGAAAGUGAUAAGGACUUGGUUAAGCACAGAUCUCCUGUUAUUCCAGAUGAUUUUAGGUGCCCAAUAUCACUUGAGUUGAUGAAAGACCCUGUGAUUGUCUCCACUGGACAGACAUAUGAAAGAUCCUGUAUUCAAAAGUGGAUAGAUAUACCUGGCAGUACCAGGGAUUGCGUGUCCUCAUCCAGUAACAGGUCUACUCUAGUUAUCCAUUUUCUCAAGUAGGACUAGUUAUUUUUAUAUUUUAAUAUAAUGAAGAAAUCUACUUUUAGGUUGGUGAUUUAUGGCUUGUUCGGAGAUUCAAAUGGCUGUAAAGAAUGAAGAUUAUGUAACUAUAUUUGUGUCUAAGAUAUGGAAAGACAGUCACUUAACAUUUUCAGUAUGCGACUUCUAGGGGCUUAGGUUUGUUUUCUAUAUACUUAAUUUCUCUGCCAGAACAUUAUUUUGCUAUAGGACAUAAUUUCUUUUAGGCAUA